Molecule: messenger RNA, 468 nt
Organism: Saprolegnia parasitica CBS 223.65
Lineage: Eukaryota; Oomycota; Saprolegniomycetes; Saprolegniales; Saprolegniaceae
Exons: 1
Source: RefSeq, a predicted model, not a curated record
AGCCUCACGUACCUCAAGUACCGCGAGAGUCCGUGUGUCGAGGUCUUUGCCCUGGGCGCCCACGACAUCUCCAUGUGGCGGACCCUUGGUCACCACAACUGGACACGCGACGCGGUGCCGGCGCCGCACGAAGAGACGAUGCAACAUCAAGACAACGAUGACGCCAUCGAUGAGUACACCAAGGACGGGCGAGCGUCACCGACGAGCCCACUCACGGACGACGAGGAAGAGAACGAUCCGCACAGCUGCAGCGACCGCGACAACGACGACGACGAAGACGAUGUUCAGGUGGAGCUCGAGCGCGUGCCGGUGGUGCCUCAAAACGCCGACUUGCAGCCGCUCCUUGACGUCAUCAAUGCCACCGUGGGCAAGGGUGACAAGCUCUUCACGCUGGCCGACAUGAUGCACUUUUGCUGCGAGCUCGAGUACCCGACCCGAGACGGGCGCGAGGAAGAUGGCUGGUGCUAG